Messenger RNA from Prunus mume (Japanese apricot), 3779 nucleotides. RefSeq names its product aminophospholipid ATPase 2 (gene ALA2). The record is from RefSeq and is a predicted model, not a curated record. Gene Ontology annotation, biological process: phospholipid translocation. NCBI's taxonomy places the organism in Eukaryota, Viridiplantae, Streptophyta, Magnoliopsida, Rosales, Rosaceae. Gene Ontology annotation, cellular component: plasma membrane. Gene Ontology annotation, molecular function: ATPase-coupled intramembrane lipid carrier activity; ATP hydrolysis activity; ATP binding.
GGCUCAUCAGUUAUUGCACUCUCCCUCAUUUGCCCUUGUUUGCUCGUCUGCCGAGCAGCGACCUCGUCUAUCAUGUACUGUUCUCGCUUCUGGAACUGAGUCGUUGAAUCUUUCGUUCCAGAUCGAUACAGUACCGCGAUUGGGUACGCUCGAUCCAGAUCGAAAUUCGUAGUGGGUCCCUCGUUUCUUGUAUGGAGCUGCUACAUGCUGCCAAGCACUGUAGUGAACUUGGAAAUAACAUUUGAACCUCAUCAUGUGCUUGUAAUUCAGCAAUGAAGCGCUACAUCUACAUCAAUGACGAUGAAUCAUCGCACCGUUUUUACUGUGACAAUCGCAUAUCAAAUAGGAAGUAUACUUUGUUGAACUUUCUCCCAAAGAAUUUAUGGGAACAGUUCAGCCGCUUCAUGAAUCAGUAUUUUUUGCUGAUUGCUUGUCUUCAGCUAUGGUCACUUAUUACUCCAGUAAAUCCUGCCAGUACAUGGGGCCCGCUUAUUUUCAUUUUUGCAGUCUCUGCGACGAAAGAGGCAUGGGAUGAUUACAACAGAUAUCUCUCAGACAAAAAGGCAAAUGAGAAAGAAGUUUGGGUUGUUAGGCAAGGCAUCAAGAAACAUAUACAAGCGCAGGAUAUUCGUGUUGGUAACAUAGUUUGGCUUCGAGAGAAUGAUGAGGUGCCUUGUGAUCUUGUUUUGAUUGGCACCUCAGAAGCACAAGGCCUGUGCUAUGUAGAGACUUCUGCCCUAGAUGGAGAAACUGAUCUGAAGACCAGGGUUAUACCCCCAGCUUGCAUGGGGAUAGAUCUUGAAUUGUUGCACAAAAUUAAGGGUUUAAUUGAGUGUCCUAAUCCUGAUAAGGACAUCAGAAGAUUUGAUGCAAAUCUGCGGUUGUUUCCCCCAUUUAUUGAUAAUGACCUGUGCCCAUUAACCAUAAAAAACACGCUACUUCAGUCAUGUUACUUGCGGAAUACAGAGUGGGCCUGUGGAGUAGCAGUCUACACUGGCAAUGAAACCAAGCUGGGUAUGAGUGGGGGCAUACCUGAGCCAAAGCUUACAGCUGUUGAUGCCAUGAUUGACAAGUUGACUGGAGCUAUAUUUGUUUUCCAAAUAGUGGUGGUGAUGGUUCUGGGCGUUGCUGGUAAUGUAUGGAAAGAUACAGAAGCAAGGAAGCAAUGGUAUGUUUUAUACCCAGAGGAAGGUCCGUGGUACGAACUAUUAGUAAUCCCUCUUCGAUUUGAACUACUAUGUUCCAUCAUGAUACCCAUAUCUAUUAAGGUAUCUCUCGACCUUGUGAAGAGCUUGUAUGCGAAGUUUAUUGAUUGGGAUAAUGAAAUGAUUGACCAAGAAACGAGUACUCCAGCCCAUGCAACAAAUACAGCAAUAAGUGAAGACCUGGGACAAGUAGAGUACAUUUUGACUGACAAAACGGGUACCUUAACCGAAAACAGAAUGAUAUUUAGAAGAUGUUGUAUCAAUGGGAUUUUCUAUGGGAAUGAAAAUGGGAAUGCCUUAAAAGAUGAGGAGCUCAUAAAUGCUGUUGCCAGUGGUUCUUCUGAUGUUAUACGUUUCCUUACAGUUAUGGCAAUAUGUAAUACAGUCAUACCUAUUCGAAGCAAAAGUGGAAGUAUCUUGUACAAGGCGCAAUCUCAAGAUGAGGAUGCUCUUGUUCAUGCUGCGGCUCAGCUACAUAUGGUUUUUGUCAAUAAAAAUUCAAAUACUCUUGAGAUCAAGUUCAAUGCUUCUACAAUUCAAUAUGAAGCCCUGGAAAUUCUGGAGUUCACUUCUGAUCGGAAAAGAAUGUCAGUAGUGGUGAAGGAUUGCCAAAAUGGAAGGAUUAUCCUUUUGUCAAAAGGAGCAGAUGAAGCAAUUCUCCCUCAUGCAUGCGCUGGACAGCAAACAAGGACAUUUAUUGAAGCUGUUGACCAAUAUGCUCAAUUGGGAUUGCGCACGCUAUGUCUUGCUUGGCGUGAACUAAAAGAAGAGGAAUAUCAAGAAUGGUCUUUGAUGUUUAAAGAGGCUAGCAGCACAUUGGUUGAUAGGGAGUGGAGACUAGCUGAGGUCUGUCAAAGAUUAGAACAUGACUUUGAAGUUCUUGGAGUUACUGCCAUAGAGGAUCGCCUACAGGAUGGUGUACCAGAGACAAUUGAGACCCUGAGAAAAGCUGGUAUAAAUUUUUGGAUGCUGACUGGAGACAAACAGAAUACUGCCAUACAGAUUGCUCUUUCAUGCAAUUUCAUUUCCCCAGAGCCAAAAGGUCAGCUUUUGUUAAUUGAUGGCAAAACUGAAGAUGAAGUUCGUAGAAGUUUAGAGAGAGUUUUACUUACUAUGAGGAUAACGACUUCAGAACCUAAGGAUGUGGCAUUUGCCAUUGAUGGCUGGUCCCUUGAAAUCGCACUGAAGCAUUAUCGGAAAGAUUUUACUGAAUUAGCAAUAUUGUCAAGGACUGCUAUAUGUUGUCGCGUAACGCCAUCACAAAAAGCUCAGCUUGUGGAGAUUUUAAAAUCAUGCGACUAUAGAACAUUGGCUAUUGGGGAUGGUGGAAAUGAUGUUAGGAUGAUACAACAAGCGGACAUUGGGGUUGGCAUUAGUGGGAGAGAAGGACUACAAGCAGCUAGGGCAGCUGAUUAUAGUAUCGGGAAGUUCAGGUUUCUGAAAAGGUUAAUACUUGUGCAUGGGCGUUACUCAUACAACCGUACCGCAUUUCUUGCCCAGUAUUCUUUUUAUAAGUCUCUGGUUGUCUGCUUCAUCCAAAUUUUUUUUUCUUUUGUUUCAGGUGUCUCUGGAACCAGUCUUUUCAAUUCUGUUAGCUUGAUGGCUUAUAAUGUUUUCUACACCAGUGUUCCUGUUCUAGUCAGUGUCCUUGAUAAAGAUCUUAAUGAAGAUACUGUGAUGCAGCAUCCACAAAUUUUAUUUUACUGCCAAGCGGGGAGGCUUUUGAACCCUAGUACAUUUGCUGGAUGGUUUGGGCGAUCCCUUUUCCAUGCAAUUGUUGUGUUUGUGAUCAGCAUACAUGCCUAUGCCUAUGAAAAAAGUGAAAUGGAGGAGGUUUCAAUGGUAGCACUUUCCGGAUGUAUUUGGUUGCAGGCAUUUGUAUUGACAUUAGAGACAAAUUCCUUUACAAUGUUGCAACAUCUUGCUGUAUGGGGAAACUUAGCUGCCUUCUAUAUCAUCAACUGGAUCUUCAGCGCCAUUCCAUCAUCAGGGAUGUAUACAAUUAUGUUUCGCUUGUGUAGACAGCCAUCUUAUUGGAUGACAAUGUUGCUCAUAGUUGCAGCAGGGAUGGGUCCGAUUCUAGCUCUGAAGUACUUCAGGUAUACUUACAGACCAAGCAAAAUCAAUACACUUCAGCAGGCUGAACGGUUGGGAGGGCCUAUCCUGUCGAUUGGGAGCAUUGAACCACAACCAAGAACCAUAGAAAAUGAUGUUUCUCCGUUAUCAAUAACUCAACCCAAGAACAGAAAUCCAAUUUUUGAACCUCUACUAUCAGAUUCACCAAAUUCUACUAGAAGGUCUUUUGGUUCAGGAGCACCUUUCGAUUUCUUUCAAUCCCAGUCCAGAUUGUCUACUUCCAACUACUCAAGAAAUUGUAAGGACAACUGAGUUGUAUAAUUCUUUUAGCGGCAUUAAAUCAAACACAACUCAUUAUACGUGCGGAAAGUUGAACUGUAGUAUCAAUUUUUUUGUAAAUCAAGCAUUGUACGUAGCAAGUAUCGAUGUGAAUACACCUCAAUUAAAUUAAAGAGAUUAACCUCUUCAUUUUUCAGGGUAGAAUAAAAGAUAAUUCAA